UUACAUUCUACUCUGUCAUGCAUAUGAAAUUGAUGAUCCUAAUUUCUUUAUUGCUAUUCCUUGAGAAUUUGUCUCCUGAAAUAAUCCCUGACUUCCCACAGAACUAAAGAAAACCAUAAUCAGUCGAUAAUGUAACAAUUGUUCUGUAUACAAUAGUUCCCAUCAAUUAUCCAAUGAAGCAGUUUUUCCUGUUACAGGGGCAGUAUGAUUUUCUACAUGAGGUGUUAGGGCUAGCCUUUCUACAGCUGUCAAUGGACUACCACAAUUGCUGAGUAUCUCACAUAGCAUGAAGUGAAUCAGUGUCUAAACAUGAAGAAGCAGUGUCCUAAACAUGGAAUAAGCAGUGUUGUAAACUUAUGAGCAACAGAACACCAAAUAUGGAAGAAGCAGUGUUCCAAACAUGGAAUAAGCAGUGUCUAAACUUUAAGAAGCAGUGUCCCAAACAUGGAAUAAGCAGUGUCAUAAACGUGAAAGAUACAGUAUCCUAAGUAUGGAAGAAACAGUGUUGUACAUUUAAGAGAAGCAAUGCAUCAAGCAUGGAAGAAGCAGUGUCCCAAGCAUGGAAGAAGCAGUGUCCCAAACACAGAAGAAACAGUGUCCCAAGCAUGGAAGAAGCAGUGUCCCAAGCAUGGAAGAAACAGUGUCCCAAACACAGAAGAAGCAGUGUCCCAAACACAGAAGAAGCAGUGUCCCAAACAUGGAAGAAGCAGUGUCCCAAACACAGAAGAAACAGUGUCCCAAGCAUGGAAGAAGCAGUGUCCCAAGCAUGGAAGAAGCAGUGUCCCAAACACAGAAGAAGCAGUGUCCCAAACACAGAAGAAGCAGUGUCCCAAACAUGGAAGAAGCAGUGUCCCAAACACAGAAGAAGCAGUGUCCCAAACAUGGAAGAAGCAGUGUCCCAAACACAGAAGAAACAGUGUCCCAAGCAUGGAAGAAGCAGUGUCCCAAGCAUGGAAGAAGCAGUGUCCCAAACACAGAAGAAGCAGUGUCCCAAACACAGAAGAAGCAGUGUCCCGAAGAAGCAGUGUCUCAAGCAUGGAAGAAGCAGUUUCCCAAACACGGGAGAAGCAGUGUCCCAAACAUGGAAGAAGCAGUUUCCCAAACACAGAAGAAGCAGUGUCCAGAAGAAGCAGUGUCCAGAAGAAGCAGUGUCCCAAGCAUGGAAGAAACUUUCUUGAGAAAUAUAUGCCAUUUCAAUAUCAACUGCUGUGUAUCAUAUUUUUCAGUUUCUUUUCCUCAUCUCAUAUCUAAGAAACAUUACUACCUUCUUUUAAUA
This is a messenger RNA of Haliotis rufescens (red abalone), 1276 nucleotides long. RefSeq lists its product as uncharacterized. The record is from RefSeq and is a predicted model, not a curated record. The transcript is spliced from 2 exons. NCBI's taxonomy places the organism in Eukaryota, Metazoa, Mollusca, Gastropoda, Lepetellida, Haliotidae. Bases 537 to 1178 code for a protein of 213 amino acids.